Molecule: messenger RNA, 13572 nt
Organism: Dunckerocampus dactyliophorus (ringed pipefish)
Lineage: Eukaryota; Metazoa; Chordata; Actinopteri; Syngnathiformes; Syngnathidae
Product: aryl hydrocarbon receptor-like
Exons: 9
Coding region: 2450-5008 (852 amino acids)
Biological process (GO): regulation of transcription by RNA polymerase II
Cellular component (GO): nucleus; aryl hydrocarbon receptor complex
Molecular function (GO): transcription cis-regulatory region binding; protein dimerization activity; nuclear receptor activity
Source: RefSeq, a predicted model, not a curated record
CCUCUUGUCAUCCAGCCUGUGCGCCACAGAGGGACUAGCAGAUGGAUCAGACACGCAUACACGUAAAUGUCAAUUUAUUGAGGGCUCAUAAUUAUCAACCUGUUUUUUUUUUUUCAUCGUUGGCUUAAUCGAUGUAUCCAUUAUUGUGACAGGCGUAGCUGCACGGCUUCGGCGGUGGUCAAGGCAAAAACUCAAGUGUGGGAGGAGUUUGGCAAGGCCACGGAGCACGACUUUCGGGUUGGCCUCAAAGAGGUUCUGGCAAUCCGUCCGACACCUCAGAAAGGAGAAGCAGUGCCCGGCCCACAUUGUUUACAGUGGGGAUGGAGGCCUGCUGACCUCGAUUGAGGAUAUAGUUGGACGGUGGAAGGAAUACUUUGAGGCCCUUCUCAAUCCCACUGACAUACCUUCCAUUGAGGAAGCAGAGUCCAAGGAAAUGAACACGGACAGUUCCAUCACCGUGGCUGAGGUAUCUGGGGUAGUCAAAACACUCCCGAGUGGCAAAGCUCCGGGGGUGGACGGGUUUCGCCCUGAAUUCCUCAAGACUCUGGAUGUUGAGGGACUGUCUUGACUGAAACGUCUCUUCAACAUGGCAUGGAGGUCGGGAACAGUACCUCUGGAUUGGCAGACGGGCGGUGGUCCCCCUUUUCAAGAAUGGUAACGGGAGGGUGUGUUCCAACUAUAGGGGGAUCACACUCCUCAGCCUCCCAGGGAAAGUCUAUUCCAGGGUGUUGGAGAGAAGGGUACAACCUUUAGUCAGACCUCAGCCACAGGAUGUGCAAAUUGGUUUUCGUCCCUGUCACGGAACACUGGACCAGCUCUACACCCUUGCAAGGGUACUGGAUGGUGCUUGGGAGUUUGCUUAACCGGUCUACAUGUGCUUUGUGGACUUGGUAAAGGCAUACAACCGUGUCCCUCGCAGUGUCCUGUAGGGGGUGCUCCAGGAGUACGGGAUUGGUGGCGUGCUACUACAUGGUUAGCAUUGCCAGCAGUAAGUCCAGCCUGUUUCCUGUGAACGUUGGCCUUCAUAAUUUUCAUGGACAGAAUUUCUAGGUGCAGGCAAGGCGUCAAGGGAGUCCAGUUCGGGGGCCUUAGGAUCUCUGCUAUUUGAAGACGAUGUGGUCCUGGAGUAUGGGGUAUCCAACGGGUAUCCGCUCCCUGUAUAACCGGUGUCAAAGCUUGGUCUACAUUGCCGGCAAUAAGUCUGACUUGUUUCCACAGAGUGUUGGACUUCGCCAGGGCUGCCCUUUGUCACAGAUUUUGCUCAUUACUUUUAUGGACAGAAUUUCUAUGCACAGCCAGGGAGUUGAGGGGUUGCAGGAUUGGGUCUCUGCUUUUUGCGGCUGAUGUGGUCCUGCCUGCUUCAUUGGGCUGUGAUCUUCAGCUCUUGCUGGAUCGGUUUGCAGCCGAGUGUGAAGCGGCUGGGAUGAGAAUCAGCACCUCCAAGUCCGAGUCCACGGUUCUCGCCCAGAAAAGGGUGAAGUGCCAUUUCCGGGUCGAGGAUGAGAUCCCGCUCCAACUAGAGGAGUUUUACCUGGAGGUCUUGUUCACGAGUGAGGGAAGGAUGGAAUGCCAGCUCGCCAGGCAGAUUGGUGGGGCAUUUGGAGUGAUACAGACGGAGUGAAGAGGGUGCUGAGCCGGAAGGCAAAGCUUUCAAUUGUCAGAGUUGACUAGAAUUAGACAAUAGGAGUGCGGUAGAAUUAAACAAUAGAUGCACGGUUACUUGAAUUUUACACCGACAGGUUACCUGGUAACCUUAUUAGGCCUGCUACAGCGUGCACGCGUAGAAAGCACACACACACACCCUUGAUUGACACAAGCUGGAGCCAGUUAGAUGCAGACACUGAUCCACUCAGGAAAGAGUACCGCCCCUGCGUGGGCGGGACUCGAGAAUAGUGUGGUCGUUCACAUUACCAAAUGCGACUUGUAAAAGUGAAAGUAAAGCGCCCGUAAGUGACAUGCAUGCGCAAAAACACGACGUCACGUGCAUUUCCGUGUGUUUACCGAAGUAAAGAUUGCUGCCGUGUGUGCUCUCCUUAACGCAUUGGUGGCAAUUUCAAGGAUUUUGUCAAUAUUUUCUUAACCAAAUGAGUCCACGUAGGAGAUUAAGAAGAAAGAGGGCAAGAAUUCGCGAUGGCAGUUUGUGUAGAACUUGCUGCCAUGUCUGUUCCCAGGAGCGUGUGGGUGGCACGAGCCGCUUCCCAAACACUUUUUUGAAAUAAUUUUUUAAGAUGGUUCACUUUCAAUCUGCUUCUUCUUUUCUCAAUGUUUUCGGUGUGGAGUCUCCCUUUUUAUGUCUGGUGCGUGGUGGUCACAAUUGAGUUGUUUGUUGUUUUAGUUGCCUGCUUAAGGACAGGUUCUGAAGACAAAGCCUGAAUAGGAGAUGACUCACCAAUUACUUGCCACGCCCACGGCAUUCAGACAAACCCUUGCUUUGACGUCAUUUCAUUAAAUGGCUCUCAACGGGUUUGUCCUGGUCAUCACCGCCAGCGGAACCAUCUUCUACUCCUCCCACACCAUCCAGGACUACUUGGGCUUCCACCAGACGGACGUCAUGCACCAGAGUGUGUACGAGCUGGUCCACACAGAAGACCAGCAGGAGCUCCGAAGAAACUUGCACUGGGCGCUGAAUCCGCCUCCGGCGCCGUCAUCCGCCAUCAGCCAGGACUCACCCCAAGAGAUGGAGCCGGACAGCAGCUCGUCUUUGGUCACCUACAACCCCGAACAGCUUCCUCCAGAGAACUCAUCCUUCCUGGAGAGAAGCUUCGUGUGCCGCUUCCGCUGCCUCCUGGACAACUCCUCUGGCUUCCUGGCUCUGAACUUCCAAGGCAGGCUAAAGUUUCUACACGGACAGAACCAGCGUCAGGAAAACGGAGGAAAGGCACCGCCGCAGCUCGCCCUGUUUGCCAUUGCGACUCCUCUGCAGCCUCCAUCCAUUCUGGAGAUCAGGACCAAGAACAUGAUCUUCCGAACCAAGCACAAGUUGGACUUCACACCGUUGGCCUGUGAUGCAAAGGGCAAAAUCGUCCUGGGCUAUACAGAGGCUGAACUGCGGGUACGAGGAUCUGGAUACCAGUUCAUCCAUGCUGCAGAUAUGCUGUACUGUGCAGAGAAUCAUGUCAGAAUGAUGAAGACCGGAGAGAGUGGACUGACCGUCUUCAGGCUGCUCACCAAGGAGAACCGCUGGAAGUGGGUGCAGGCCAACGCUCGGCUGGUCUACAAAAACGGCAAACCAGACUACAUCAUCGCCACCCAGAGGCCCCUUUUGGAUGAAGAAGGAGGAGAACACUUGCGUAAACGCUCCAUGCAUUUACCUUUUACGUACGCUACAGGCGAGGCUUUGCUCUACCAGUCCAACCACCCCAUCGCGGGCUUCAGAGAUGGUGUUUCUGAGAAGAACGGUAGUAAGUCAAAGAAAAGCCGGACUGACAGGCUGCUGAGGGAUGGUCUGGAUCCAGGCUCGCUUCUUGGGGCCCUCAUGAGUCAGGAUGAGUCGGUGUACGUUUGCCAGGCUGCCCUGGAGCCCAAAAUGUCCUUUCAUAGCAGCUUCUUUGGAGACCAAAUGGGCUUCUCUGAUUCGAAACCCUCCAGCUUGCACAGAACCUGGGACACGCCUAGCAAUGGCGGUAUGGAUCAAAGUAUUACCGAACCAGGCACCAGCUUCGACCCGCUACUUGCUACCCUUGACUCCCUGUCCCUGGAAGGCCAAGGGGUUGUGGAUGCAGAGGAUGGUGGCUGUUCAAACGGGGAGUUGUUUGGAGCUCUGGAGGGACUGGGGUUGAGUGCUGAGGAUUUGGAGCUUCUCCUGUUGGACGAGCGGAUGAUCCGAGUUGAGAUGGACCCAGAGCGUGUGCCCACCUUGGACGACCUGCUAACAAAUGAUGAAAUUCUUUCAUACAUCUACGACUCAAUCGAAGGAAAGACUGAUUCUGCUGACCAAGGAGGACAGGUGCCUCCCUGCAGUCCCUCAGUGAGCGCCACAACGGUGUCAGUACCGGAAAGCACGCUCACCUCUGAAGCAAAUGUGAAAAUGCAGUUUCCUCACCACAAGACUUCUCCGCCGGGGAAGGCUCCCAUAGUCCAGUUGUCCCAACAGAUGCAAAAGCACCUCAGUGUGUGCCCGGGUAAAGCGGUCCACCACUGGGGCCAGCAGAGUGAGCAUUUGGCCAACACGAUAGUCAAUGGAGACCUGUUGGGGCAUGCCGAACCUGCCCCAAAUGGACAAUGGUCAGCCCAGGACAUUCUCUUGAAUGCAGGGAUAGAAAUGGAACAGAUGAAAUCACAACAGACAGUUUUCAAUGGCAAGACCUCGGAGCUGGACGGCGAGCUUCAUCAGCAGCAUCAAAGCUACCUUCAGCAGCAGCAGCCCCCCCUCACACAGAACCAGCUCUCGCUGCAGUGCCAUGCCAAACAGAAGGCAACCAACCUCAACGGACUGUGCAGCAUCUCCAGCACGGAGCAGUCGGCUGUAAAAUCUCAAUGGCAGGACUUUGGCUUUGGCGAGGAUCUGGGUUCCUGCCUCGACAACAGCCAAAAACCUCUUGCAGACACCUCGUUAGAUUCCUGCUUGGAUUAUGCCAUGCCUGAACUUGACAAUUCGGAUUACCCUAUUAACGGCGGCGGUUUGUUCGGGAGCGGCUCGCUUCAGCACAGGGCUGAGUCUGUGGUUUCGUCUUUCCAGGGGAUUACCCACAAACGGCAGCAGGAGCCCAUCUCGGUUCCUUUGGCUCAGGUCAUCUCCAGCCUGUCCCAGUGUCCACCCCCCAACGCCUCGCUGGAGCAAAUCCUGGCGGUGGGCAAACCCUGUCGGCAGUUGGACCAUUACGGCAUCGUGACCUCAGAUGUGCCUCACGAUGCCAAGAUGGAGAACGGCUGCAUCCUGACCACCACCUACCCGGCAGGGUGUGCUGUGCCCAAUGGGAAUGGGGCAGCGCCUCCUGCUGUCCAGAUGCCGUGCCCCGACACCCUGUCCGGCCUCCCAGACCCGCCCGCCACCGGCUUCUACCUCUGAGCAGCUGGCCCGAGCACAAACGGCCAGAGACACACAAUGAGCGGACCAGCCUUAUUACAUGCAGAUGAGACGACAAACACACGGAAUAACACUUUUUUUUUAUCUUUCUUUGGACAUUUUUCAGCGAGGAAGGUUGAAAGUCAUAUUAUCAUAAGAGUCCUUUGUUUACUUGUAAUGCAGUCAAGAUGCUCACUAUGUCAUAAAAGUACAUAAUAAGCCAGGAAAUGUUGGUGACAACAAAUUCAGGGUUUUCUUCCACAUAGUGAAGGAGUCGCAGAUGAACCAAUAGGGGGGCUUCAGCUAAGGGUGGUGGGGGUUUAUCUGCGCUUCAUGAAUGUACAGACACUCAAGCGGAAAAAAGGAAAUUUAGCACGAAGUAUAACUUACUUUAUCCGUAACGUCCGUCAAAUAUUCCCACCGGCCACUCCAUUAGGUACACCUGCACAGGCCAACAAUUCCAUCCAGUACAAAAAAAUGUGCCUUUAUACUUCUAAUAAUGCUCACUUUUGAUGUUUGUGCUUGUGUUCGUGCUUUGCAGUGGUGUACACUUGCUGUGCGUCACACCGGCAGCUGUUGCUAAUAUUUUGGCCCUCAGUCAUGGCCAGUGUUGGGCAAAUGACGUUAAAGAAGGUAUGGUCGCUAGUAACACUUGGCUCUGGUCCAUCAUGUACAUCUCACGCGUAUGCUCUUGCCUGUUACAUCAAUGACAUUGAAGUAGUACGUGUACAUCUAUCGCCACACACGGCUUUGGACUGUACCUUAUGUGCCGUUCGUGAACGAGUCUAGUUCUUUGAGCAGCUCUUUUAAGCGACCAGUGAGAACCGAUUCCCAGUUGCGGUUGCCGUUGCAGUUGGCUGGGUCUUGUAUCUCAUGUAACUGCAUGGGAAUGUGUUCUCAUCGCUCACUUAUAAGAGCUGUUCAAAAGACUCAACUCGUCAGUGCAUAGUAACGCACCACAGCUCAUUGUCUGUAACGAUAACGCCGAUGUGACAUUUGAAACAAUAAUUCAUCAGACAGUAAUGCUGUUGUUAGUAUUUUUUAGUAUUGUCACGGCUGACAUAAGGGGGAGAAAAAAGAUGACUUGAUAAAAAGGGAUUCUAAAGAAGAAAGUUCUUGAUUUUGUCACAUGCACACAGUAGCAGUGACUGGGAUGCAGGAAGCAGGAUUUGAACUGAGAAUCUUCCGGUUACUGGACCACCUGCUCUACCCUCCUGAGUCAGGCCUCCAUUUUUAAUUUUUAGUUUUUUCCUAUAGUCAUUGUUUAUGAAGCCUUAAGCCCCAAACCCCUGGUGGCACACUGCCCUUAGUUUACAACAUGAGUGGUUGAAAAUAUGAUAACUACAAAAGCACCCUGAGAGCGCAGACCUGCGCCAAGCGCCGUAGUUCCCCCAUAUUGUGAUGUACACCAUAAAUAUUUGUCCUGCAUUUAUUUUAUGUACAUAUUUAGAUUUCUUGACCAUGAAAACAGCAUUAGCAAUUGGAUUCAUAAUGAUUUCGAUAUUAGUUCAGUAGUUAUUCACAAAAAUGUCAUUUUCCGUAAUGGCGGUUUGCUUCUGGAUCUCGCACUAUGGCUUUUGAAGAAACAAAUCCGUUGGCACACCCCAGAUUCUACAGUGGCUUAGCUAUAUAUAAUGGCGCUAGUUGCAUGUUUAUAGCUUCAUUUGUUGUCUUCCUACUAUUACAAUUCCAAAGAUCUCUUUAUUUUUGCAUAUUUUGGAUCAUGGUAUCGGAGUUAUUCCUUUAUCUGGAUCAGUCUUUGAUAUUUUGGAGUUGGAAACUUGCCCUGUAUUUUUUUUCCCAACUGCUCUGACCAUAUUUUUUCUUUUUUGUGGAGUUAUAUGCACAAAUGCUGAAAAUGGUCCUAUCUCGCAAUGUUAAAGAGUACUUUUUAAAAAUUCCUGGCUCACCCCCAAAAUUUCACCAGUUCUUCCAUAUCCCAUUUCCCACAAUUCCUGAAAAUGUCAUCCAAAUCCAUUCAGAACUUUUAAGUUAUUUUGAACACAACCAAACAAGCAGAUAAACGCCGGCAAAAACAUAACCUCCUUGGCGGAGGUAAUAAAUAUGAAAUAAAUAUUAGUAGAAUGCUCUGCACAUUCCAAGCACAAUAAUAUAAAUGUUCAAUGUUAAAUUGUGCACGAUUCGCUGAGGAAUGACAUAAAAAUAUGUCCAAACUCUGCAUCCAGCCUUGGAUCAUGUAUCCGGAUUUGCACCAAUGUGUAACAGUCGAAACGUCCCUCCCUGCAACAACGUUUGCUGUAAUCCUGUGUGCCAACAAACGGACACAAUUACAUAAUCUUCUUAGCAGAGGUACAGUCACGUCAGUCAUCGAAAGUGAGCAUUAUUGUGGUAAAGACACACUUUUUGGCUUCUUUGCUCUGUCACGCAACAAGAAUGUAGCGCUUCACGCCGUUUCCUUGUUGAACGCUGGUCAACAUUGAGAUUCUAUGAAAGAAAAACGAGGCUUUGGACAAAAUCCUGCACUUUAUUCCAAGCAGCUCUGCAGUCGGGGACACAGAGGCGGAGGUGCAAACAAACCCUGAUUGUUUUGUUUUGUGUUGAUUUCUGAAGUGAUCGAUGCUCAGUCCACUUUCGAUUCUUCGUUUUCCGAUGACGCACUUCCGUACAAUCGUUGCGUGUCUCUCUUGAUCUUCCUCCAGUUGAACUAUCAACUAUAUACAUGUAUAGAUUUUUGUUUUUGACAAAGUGGAUCAGCGUUAACUGAUUUCAGGCACCAUUUUGGGGGGCUGGGGAGCCGGCGUUUAAAAGCAUUUACUGUAAAACGACUGACUUGAUGAGAGGUUUCACUUAGGACAGGGGUGCCCAAACGAGGGUCGCAAAGGGGUCUUUAGAGACAUGACACACAGACUUUCAGGCACCAAUGUGGUCACCACCUACAGUACGUAUCCCUUAUGGCUGUGCGUACCCUCGCAGUAAAAAUCAAUGGGCCUUGGGCCACACCUUAGCCACCUUUGGUUUAAAGUUUCUGUCCUGCGGUGACGAUGCAUUGUUGAAGUCUCAUACACAAAAAUAUAAAAAGUCAAAGAAGAAACUUGGUCAUGCAGUAGGUUUUCACCCUUUAUGGCCACCGUAUUUCUCGCUCAUUUAUGGGACUUAAUGGACUGCUUCUGAAUAUUCCCAUCCUUCCAGGUCAUUGCAUUUUCAGGGCAUUAGAUGGAUCGCAACUGGACUGUUUAGGUUGUCUUAAAAGAUGUUUGGCCUCUCAUCCCAGCAGGCUUCAUCAGUUCAUGCUCAAUGACUAGGUAGGACAGCUCCAGCUGCCUGAGCUAGUCUAGAAGUGAUAGCAUCCGGGCUGUUCAGGUUGUCUUAGACAUUUGGCCUCUCAUCUGAGCAGGUUUCAUCAGUUCAUGCUCAGCUACUAGGUAGGACAGCGCAAUUUGUCCUAUCUAGUCUAGAAUAGAUCGCAACCAGGCUGUUCAGGUUGUCUUAGAUAUUUGGCUUCUCAUCCAAGCAUCACUUCAUGCUCAAUGACAAGGUAGGACAGCUCCAGUUGUCCUACCCGGUCUAGAAUCAAUUACAACUGGGCUGUUCAGGGUGUCUUAGAAGACGUUUGACUUCUCAUUCGAGCAGGCUUCAUCCAUUCAUGCUCAAUGACUAGGAAGGACAGCUACUGUUGUCCUAUCUCUUCUAGAAGUGAUUACAACACGGCUGUUCAGGGUGUCUUAGAAGACAUUUGACUUCUCAUCCGAGCAGUCUUUAUCAGUUCAUGCUCAAAAACUACACAGGACAAACACAGCUGUCCUAUCUAGUCUAGAUUUAAUCUCAACUGGACUGUUCAAGUUGUCUCAUCCGAGCAGGCUCCAUUAGUUCAUUCUCAAGACUUGAUCAGACACCUGGAGCUUUCCUAUAUAGUCAAGAAUCGAUCACAACCAGACUGUUUAGGUCAUAUGUGUCAAACUCGUGCCCUGGAGGGCUGAGACGCUGCAGGUUUUCUCUCCAACCAGUUUCUUCAGAAGGUGAUUUAAUUGAUGAGCUCCUUCCCUCAAACUGAAGGUGUUGAUCAUUAAAAUCACCUGCUUUAGUGACUGGCUGGAAAGAAAACCUGCAGUGUCUCGGCCCUCCAUGGCACGAGUUUGACACCCCUGGUUUAGGUGGUCUUAGAAGAUGUUUGGCUUCUCAUUCGAGCAGGUGUCAUCAGUUCACGCUGAAAGACUUGAUCGGCCAAUUGGAGCUGUCCUAUCCAGUCAACAAUCAAUCACAACCGAACUGUUUAGGUUGUCUUGGAAAAUGUUUGGCUUCUUAUUUGAGCAGGCUUCAUCAGUUCAUGCUCAAAGACAGGAUAGGACAACUGGAGCGGUCCCAUCUAGUCUAGAGGCAAUGGCAACCGGGUUAUGCUCAGGUUGUCUUAGAAGAUGUUUGGCUUCUCAUCCGAGCAGGCUUCAUUGGUUCAUGCUCAGUGACUAGAUAGGACAGCUCUAGCUGUCCUAUCUAGUCUAGAAUUGAUCACAACCGGGCUGAUCACGUUGUCUUAUAAGAUGCUUGGCUUCCCAUCCGAGCAGGCUGCUCAAAGAAAUAUAGCUGUCCUAUCUAGUCUAGAAUGAAUCACAACCAGAUUGUUCAAGUUGUUUGACAAAACGUUUGGCCUCUCAACUGAGCAGGCUUCAUCAGCUCAUGCUCAGAGACUUAAUAGGACAACUGGAGCUUUCCUAUGGAAUCUAGAAUCCAUUGUCAUCAGACUCAUCAGGUUGCGUAAGAAGAUGUUUUGGGUCUCGUCUGAGCAGGCUUAAUCAGUUCAUGUUGAAAGACCAGAUAGGAGAGCCCUAGAGGCCUCAGUCCAUUUUAUCUUAACGACUCGUUUACCACCACUCUGAAGACAACGUGAACGGUCCAGUUGUCAUCCAUUCAACGCCCUGAGGAGUUUAUGGAGCGGUCUGUUUGCAGUGUCAUGUGACUCGAGCCUUCAAAGCCGGUGACCGCCUCGGCGAGCAGGGCUUAUUAUCAGGUAGUGGAGGGGGUGUGAGGAGUGAAGUGGGUCGUCUGACAUUACGAUGCAUUUUCUUGAACGAUCAUGACCGCGACGGAGGUCGAACACAAUCUGUGAGCUGAUUGUUCCGAUUGCACUGGCAUUUGUCCCACAAGAAAUGACUGAAAUAAUCUGCUCCGGAGUAAAACUGUGGCCGUCAUAAGAGCUUGAAUAACUACAGGCAAUGUUUUUUUAGGCCCAUUUAAAGCAGCGAUAAACGACACAAGUGAAAGAGUUAAGGUUUGCCUCUUUAAAAUGAAACAAACACUUAAACACGCUACCUUUCAUAACUCGCCAGCGGGCAGCGUGAUGAUAGGUUCAUCAUUUCAGGUUUUUGUACGACUUUUCUUAAGCAUUUUUUAUGUGCUCCCCAGGCGACUGCCCCCUCUUGACGCUACGCCACUGUUGUGUCAUGCUUUUCGCUGCCAUCGCAGUGACGUCCAGGGAUGGGAAUAAUGAUUGAUUGGUGGAUUAUUGUUAAGAUUAUUGAUACAACUGUGUGGAAUUCGUACAGGCAAAAUGGGAUGCAGUACUUGGAUGCAACUGGCAGGGGCGCUGUUGAUCCGGUCUCAGCUAGUUUCCCGUCUCAAAAAGGACCCCAGCUAUGCUAUAAAACAAUGCCUGUACAAUUUUUGCAAUAUUUGCCAUGGAAAAUGAAUAUGAAAAUGAUAUUUCACAAUGAAUCCAUGAAUGAUGUUUAAUUUUCCACGUACAGUAAUCCCUCGCCACUGUGUGCUUCAAAAUUUGCGGCUUCUCUCAAUCAGGCUUUUUCCAAAAUGUUUAAGUUAAUAAAUCAUCACUGUUUGGUGGUUGACUGCAGCCUGUUAUUAGUCAAAAAUGUGCAUGUUUAAUCAUAAAAAUGGCGAAAUGAACCGAAAUAGAAACGUAAGGCAGUCAGAAGAGGCUUUCAAAGAAAUUAUGAUGAUAUGUAGUAUUCUACACUGAUCACCAGGUUACAGUAAUGUUACACUAAAGAGGAUAGCCACUGCAGGAAGUAUGCGGUGAUAAUGUGACUCUCCCAACACUAACAUGUGUGAGUUAUGUCUUAUUUUGUCUUAUUAUGUCUAGUGUAUUGGGUAAUAUGAGUGUAAAGGUGACUAUGGGGAGUUAUUUCAUGUCUAGAGGGCUCUAGUAAUGUUAAAAAGCAUAUUUAGAAGGUUGUCAACAGGUUUUAUAUGCUCUAACUAUUAGGGAUGUCCGACAUUGGCUUUUUGCUAAGAACCGAUAUGCCGAUAUUGUCCAACUCUCAAUUUCCGAUACCGAUACCGGAUAUCUAUAUAUCCUGUCGUGAAAUUAACACAUAUCUGUUGUGAAGUUAAUGGAUACAGUAUCAGCUAUUAGCUUCUCAACCUGGCUGUAAACAACACUGUAAAACAUCUGAGGAAGACUUGGGCUGUGACAUUUGUUUUAAAGUCAACAGAGUAGCCAUCUACAUUUUUUUGAUCAUCAAAAAGUCCAGGGAAGAAAAUCAAGUGUCAUUAUUUUCAUGUAGGCAUGUCUGGGGCGUCCCGUCUAGUCUAGAAUCGAUUGCGACCGGGUUGUUCAGGUUGUCUUAAAAGAUGUUUGGCUUCUCAUCCGAGCAGGCGUCAUCAGCCAAUGCCACGGCCACCCCACUGGCCACCACAUAGCUCCGCCACUGACAUUACAUUUUUAUGCCCAUAUCGGGCCGAUAAUAUGGGUGGGCCGAUAUUAUCGGACAUCACUACUAACUACAAAAAUAUUCCAUUUAGAAAUAAGGAAUCCUACUUUGCAGAAAUUCUCUCAUCAGAGUCGGGUCAGGAACCUGUUAACCGCCAUAAACGAGGGAUUACUGUAGUUGAUCAAGGGCACCAAAUGAGCACAAGAGAAGAUGGAUAUAUGCAAGGCGUCUACUAAAAAGAUUGUAUCAAUCUUGGCGUUUGCAAAGUUGCAAACCGGCCUGCGCACUCUUCUCCUUUCCCCCCCCCAAAUACGCUCACCCGCCAUGUGACUUGUUGGAGUCGUUUAAGAGAGGAAAAGAAAAACCAAAUGUGAGGAUUCAGUGGAGAUCCCUGCAAGGAUGGACACAGUUGUGAAUGUUUCUUAUUCCUAUUUUGUUUUUGUCGUUGUUUUGAAAGAAAACGACCAUAAAGCGACAUGAUGAGAGGAGUAGGAGGAGGAGGAGAUGCUGAAAAGAGAUUUCCAUUUGAAUUGUUGCGAUAAUGUCAUUACUAGUGGUAUGAAUACUGUUCUUGUUGUCUAUGUUUUAUGUGAUACACACGUGGUUACAUACUGUAUGUCAUUCAGAUUGACUUCCCUCGCUCUCUUCUUUUUUUUUCUACAGCAGAAGUGUUUGCUCUAUUUAAUGUGACUUCUUGAAGAUGUGAAGACGUGUUGUGUACAUACAUCCAAAAUGCAGCUUUGACAAUGACAGGCGUGUACAUACCGUAGUUUUGCCGUCACUACUGUAGCUCCAUGCACUGUUUUCGCAAACAACACUUUGUCCCUUUUUUCUUUCUCUCUUUCUUUGCUGUUCUUUUGUUUUGGGAAAAGACGUGUAAAUAGUGCUGAUCACGAGACCAACACACUGGACACGACGACAGCCUGGAAAAGGUGCCAUACUGCUGAGUCUUCUACCGUAUAGGCGAUAAUAACACGCGGGAAGGGAAAGUGAAACACGCUAAGGACAGGACCAGGAUUGUUUGGUGGGCAGGUUUGUCCUUUUAAAACGUGCGUCCUUCCUUCUUGCGAAUAAAUAAAAAAAGAUCUCAGUGAUCACGUUGGGGGGGACGGAGAAACACACCAACAUGUCACGGGGUGCCCCGCAACCUUUUGUCAGUGACGACUUACCUGUGGAGCCCCAACAUGUGACGGUGCUUUGUGUAGCAUUUUAACAUCAAUAAAUCAUUGCCACACUACCUUUACGGACUUUGAUUUACUGUGUCACGUACACCGUUAGAUGGAAAUAGAUUAUGGGUGAUUUUUUUCUCAAGAUUUCUUGUUCAGAACAAAAAUGCCUCGUGGGCACGAUAAUAAAUGAAUUCACUGAUCGCACAAUAAAUGAAUAAUUUUGCCACCCGCCGUCGGCCACCGGUCGAAAUCGGCCGUUUUCCGUGAAAAGGCAUGUGAUUCCCAUAAACGCCUUUCAAUGCCGGUCACAAACGCCGAUAACCUGUGGCUCGUACUAUUGCAGCAUGCAGCCUGCAGCGAGCGUGUCCCGCCCUCUUUCCUUCACACUGCGCAGGUGUGCCAAACCCAAGACAAACAUGUCUGCUGUGUGGAACUUACCUGCUGUUGGUGAGACUGUUAUAAAUGUUGCACCCUGCAAAACAUGCCACGAAAAAUAUCUCGCCGGGUUAAAAAGCUUGAAUUUAAUUUUUUUAUUUAACUUUUGUCAGUCAGUCUGAUAGCCUCUUUGUCUGGAUGGGUGGAGGCGGAGCUGCUGCAUACACACAGAGUGCAGAAGAGUGUAAUCUAGUAGAAAUUAUAUGAAUAGAUUGCAAUAUAUUGUCAUACAGUCUUUUUUAGAUUUUUCAUUGCACUUUUCUUAACAGUAAUGUUAAAGUCUCGCGUCUCGCGUAUCGUCUUGUGUCUCAUGACACCCCUAAAAUAGAUGGAUCGAAAA